Molecule: messenger RNA, 1008 nt
Organism: Trichoderma aggressivum f. europaeum
Lineage: Eukaryota; Fungi; Ascomycota; Sordariomycetes; Hypocreales; Hypocreaceae
Exons: 4
Coding region: 1-1008 (335 amino acids)
Molecular function (GO): oxidoreductase activity, acting on NAD(P)H
Source: RefSeq, a predicted model, not a curated record
AUGCCGCCCGCUGAUACGACGGGGCAGCUGCCCCAACACCAAGCAGCCAUUACAGCAACAGUGGCCAUCAAUCCAGUUGAUGUCAAGUCACUGGACUACAGCCCGGCACCCGGGGCCAUCAUAGGUUUCGACUUUGCCGGUACCAUUGUAGCACUGGGUGUAGAUGCAGCCAAGGAAGGUCGUCUGGCCGUGGGUGAUCGCGUGGCCAAAGUAGUCUAUGGCAUGGACAGACUGCAGCCUGACGGUGGGGCCUUUGCCCAGUACGUCGGUGCACUGGCGGAUUUGGUGCUCAAGCUUCCAGACCACAUUAGCUUGGAAGACGCCACGGCUCUAGGACUAGCAACGGCAACCCUAUUCAAAGAGAUGGAGCUCCCAGGAGCCCUCGACAGACUCAGCGUCCCCGUCUCUGACCGCGGCAACUUUGUCCUUGUUGCAGGUGGUAGCACUGCUACAGGUACGCGCGCCAUCGAGCUACCGAAGACUCAACCUACCGACGCCGGUUUCCGCCCAAUCGCCACAUCCUCCCCGUCGAACUUUGAGCUCGUCAAGAAAUUCGGAGCUGAGGCGGUUUUCGACUACCACGACCCAGGCUGUGCAGACGCUAUUCGAGCCUACACCAACAACGAACUGGAUUAUGUGCUAGACUGCAUAGCUGAGGCGGAAACGACACAGCUGUGCUACGCAGCGAUUAGUCGUGCUAGUGGUCAAUAUGUUGCUGUGGAGCCGUUUCGUGAGUCGAUUGCCCAGAGCCGGAUCAACACUGUCAACGCAUCGUGGUUCAACGUCAUGACUGUCUGGGGUCGCAAGGUCGAACUUGGUGGCGAGUACGCAUGUGAAGCCUCUCUCGAGGAUCGGGAAUUCGGCGCUCGUUCUUUCGCGGCUGUACAGACAUUGCUUGAUCGUGGCUUUGUGACGACCCAUCCCAUCAAGAUCAUGUCUGGUGGCUGGGAAGGGGUUGUCGAGGGUGUAGCCAAUAUACGCAGCCAGCCGCCAUCUGGUUACAAAUAG